ACUGUACCGUUGGUCCGCCUGGGGCUCUAGGGGCCGGGCCGGCUUUCCAGGAGGUUCUGGGGAGCCGACCGGAGGACCACGAGGGAGGAGUCGGCACGGGGCCCGCUUCGAGCUGCCUGCGGGCCGCUAUCCCGAGUCUCAGUUUCCCUGGCGGGGCAGUCUGGCAGGGCUUGGAGCCACGUGCUCCUCAGCCCCCGCCGCAGUCCCACAACUCUCUCCUUGGGUUCUGCGCUCUUUGCAGACGGGGACACUGAGGCCCCGGCGGGUCACCCAGCCUCGUGGACCUGUGCGGGUCCUGUGGUGGCACCAAUGGCUGCGGCGAGGGCGGUGGCUGAUCCACCGAGGAGCCUGAUGACCUUCGAGGAUGUGGCGGUGUAUUUCUCCUGGGAAGAAUGGCUGCUCCUGGAUGCCACCCAGAGGGCCCUGUACCGCCAUGUGAUGCUGGAGAACUUUGCCCUAGUGAUGUCUUUGGGUCUGUCUGCCUCCCGACCUCAUGUGGUUGUCCUAAUCCAGCGUGGUGAGGAACCAUGGGUUCCGAGUGGAAUGGAUACAGCCCUGGGCAGCAGCACCCUUGAGAGGCACAGCCUCGGUGCCUGUUCUCCCGCAGAGGACAAAGAUGUUCCUGGAUUAGCAGACCUGCCACAGAUCUACCCAAAUAGCUCCGGUGGGACCCCUAUUAGUGUCCUCACUGCGGGUGCCUGCCCUAAUGCAAAAAGUCUGGAGGGACCACCGAGUGUCUCUCCAUACCAAGAGAAAAAGCCCACAGGAGUGUCAGUCAUCUACUGGGAGCAGCUCCUGCCAGGCUCCGGCAGUGAGGCGGCGAGCAUCAGUUUGCGGCUGACCUCUCCACAGAGGACUCCUGAGCGGGACCCGUCCAGAGAGAAGACCUUCCCAGGCGGCCGGGCAUCAGGGAAGCAGCCACAGAGGGCUAGGCGUCAGAAGCUGAACGACCAGCAGGCCCCAGGGAGAGCCUUCGGGGGCAUCCCGGACCUCGGGGUUGUCUGUUCUCCGGCAGGACAAAGAAUGAGUGAGGCUUGGGCCGAGCCGCCGAGUCUCCCGGGCGCUCAGGAGCCCCCGACCUGGGAGGAGCUGGGCGAAGCCCUCCGGGCCGGCCCUGGGCUCCUCCCAGGGGAGAAGCCCUUUGAAUGCCGGGCGUGCAGCAAGGUGUUCGUGAAGAGCUCGGACCUCCUCAAGCACCUGCGCACGCAUACCGGGGAGCGGCCCUAUGAGUGUGCCCAGUGCGGCAAGGCCUUCAGCCAGACCUCGCACCUGACCCAGCACCUGCGCAUCCACAGCGGGGAGACGCCCUACGCCUGCUCGGCCUGCGGCAAGGCCUUCCGGCACAGCUCCUCCCUGGUGCGGCACCAGCGCAUCCACACGGCGGAGAAGGCCUUCCACUGCGGCGAGUGCGGCAAGGCCUUCAGCCACGGCUCCAACCUCAGCCAGCACCGCAAGAUCCACGCGGGCGGCCGGCCCUACGCCUGCGCGCGGUGCGGCCGCCGCUUCUGCCGCAACUCGCACCUGAUCCAGCACGAGCGCACGCACACCGGCGAGAAGCCCUACGCCUGCGCGCUCUGUGGCGCCGCCUUCAGCCAGGGCUCCUCGCUCUUCAAGCACCAGCGCGUGCACACGGGCGAGAAGCCCUUCGCCUGCGCGCAGUGCGGCCGCGCCUUCAGCCACAGCUCCAACCUCACGCAGCACCAGCUGCUGCACACGGGUGAGAGGCCCUUUCGCUGCGGGGACUGCGGGAAGGCCUUCGCCAAGGGCGCGGUGCUGCUCAGCCACCAGCGCAUCCACACCGGGGAGAAGCCCUUCGUGUGCACACAGUGCGGCCGGGCCUUCCGCGAGCGCCCCGCGCUCUUUCACCACCAGAGGAUCCACACCGGCGAGAAGGCCGCGCGGCGGCCCCGGGCUUCCACGCGUCCCCAGGCCAGGCCGCCAGGACCCCCAUCCGAAGGUUCCUCCAGGAAGGAUGCCAAGGUCCCUUCGAACAUGGGCCCCGCCGCCGUCGCGAAGGCAGCCCCCAAAUCAGCCGAAGCCUGAGAUCAUCACAACACUGCCCUUCUCCGGCCUUCUGCUGAUUUCCUCUUACGCUGCAAACCCUGUAAGGGGAGAAGCUAGCUUGUACAAGCCGGAACGAGCGAUACCCUUCGGCCCGCAGCCCUACUCGCACAGGGUGACAAGCUUUGCCACUUCAGGCACAGCUCAUACCUCCAUCCUGGAAGAGACCAUACCUCAGCGGCAUCAAGGGAAUUUGGGUGGAGCUGAUACCGCAGUCAGAGCCAGUGGAACACAACGGAGAGCCCUGCAUGUAGAUAACACUUCAGUAUUUCUUGACUUGGGAGUGGAGGUGAGGUGUGGGGGGGAAGUACAGGCAUAGGGUGGAGCUCACCAAGAGGAAUUUGCACACGAUACAGUUAUAGAUAGUCUCCUCCUGGCCUCUGUCCAUCCAGGGCUUUUCAAGGUGGGCUUUAGGCAAGAAGUUGUGCUCUCCUGAGUCUCAGCUCCCUCCUCUGGGAAAAAGUUAAAAAAAUUUUUUUUGGUCCAGGCACCGGUUGGCUCAUGCCUGUAAUCCUGGCUACUUAGGCUGAGAUCCAAGGAUUGCAGUUCUCAAAGCAAA
Messenger RNA from Perognathus longimembris pacificus (Pacific pocket mouse), 2620 nucleotides. It is a transcript of the gene Znf324, whose product is annotated as zinc finger protein 324. The coding region runs from base 310 to 2043 and encodes 577 amino acids. Gene Ontology annotation, molecular function: DNA-binding transcription factor activity, RNA polymerase II-specific; RNA polymerase II cis-regulatory region sequence-specific DNA binding. The record is from RefSeq and is a predicted model, not a curated record. The transcript is spliced from 4 exons. Lineage: Eukaryota; Metazoa; Chordata; Mammalia; Rodentia; Heteromyidae. Gene Ontology annotation, biological process: central nervous system development; regulation of transcription by RNA polymerase II. Gene Ontology annotation, cellular component: nucleus.